This is a messenger RNA of Colletotrichum costaricense, 1647 nucleotides long. RefSeq lists its product as uncharacterized. The record is from RefSeq and is a predicted model, not a curated record. NCBI's taxonomy places the organism in Eukaryota, Fungi, Ascomycota, Sordariomycetes, Glomerellales, Glomerellaceae. The transcript has 7 exons. Bases 1 to 1647 code for a protein of 548 amino acids.
AUGGCGGAAUGGGAACAAAUUGCUCGAAAGCACUUCGAGGAGCAGAAGAAGAAGAUACCCUCGGACUGGCUUUUGAACAAUGACAAGUUAGAACAGCUUCGCGGCGCCGGCACGGCACAGGAGGGCCGUCUCACCGAUCUUCAAGCAGCCAAGAAGUCAGGCAUUCUCGAAAGCAACGAAAUAAACAUUACCGAGAAUUACACAGCUCGUGAGCUUUUGGGACACCUUCGCCAAGGAACACUCAGCGCAGAGAGAGUCGCCACUGCGUACUGCAAGCGAGCAGCCGUUGCCCAGCAGUUGACGUCCUGCCUCACCGAGAUCUUUUUCGAAGAGGGAAUCGAAAGGGCCCGGUGGCUCGACAGGCAGUUGCGAGAAACAGGCAAAGUUGUUGGUCCGCUCCACGGCUUGCCAAUCAGUUUAAAGGACAGCCUUCACGUAGAUGGGCACUUCGCGUCUGUCGGAUAUGUCGCGUUUCUCAAGCAAGACCGUCCCAAAGGCAAUGCUGCCCUUGUCAAGCUGCUUCUUGAUGCAGGAGCAAUUCUCUAUUGCAAGACCAAUAUUCCACAAACGAUGAUGACCUGCGAUUCCGAGAACAACAUCUUCGGCCGAACACUCAACCCACAUAAUACAAGGUUGACAGCUGGUGGCUCUAGCGGAGGCGAGGGAGCGCUUGUCGCGUUCCGCGGAUCACCCCUGGGCAUCGGUAGCGAUCUGGCCGGUUCUGUACGCAUCCCAGCUUUCUGCUGCGGCGUUUAUGGCUUCAAGCCAACCGUGGAUCGCAUACCGUUCGCAGGACAGUCUCUCUCUCCAUGGCCCACGAAUUGGAUGUCCGCUGUGAUGCCUGCUCUUGGUCCGUUGGCCAACUCCGCCGACGACUUGUCGCUCCUCAUGGAGGUCGUAACUAAGCUCAACCCAUGGAGAUACGACGGCAGCGCGAUCAAUCUCUCCUGGAGAACCCUAGACGAGCCUCGAUCGAAGCCCUUGACGAUUGGGGUCUUGCCCGAAGACCCCGAAUAUACCCUACACCCUCCUGUACGCAGGAGCUUGGCUGAAGCCGCGUCCGCUCUCGAGAAAGCUGGACACAAAGUUGUCCAUCUUGCAACGGAUGCGAAGCGUAGCGUGGCCCUCGGCGCAAGGAUCUCGUACCAAUACUUUAGCAUUUCAGCGCCAGCUGUUGCUGACUUUGGAGAGCCUUUUGUUGCCUCUGUCGCCAAAGGAAUGCAUCCCUUCUCUACUGGAGACUUUCCUGUCGACCCGAAGCUGGACAUCCCAAGCCAGUUCACAGGACUGAACAUGGCUCGCGCGGCCUAUGCCCAGUCAUGGAGCCAGACCUGGCAAGAACACGACCUCGACAUCGUAUUGGCCCCUGGGGCAUCCUGCACUGCCGUGCCACACGAUACCUUUGGCCUCCCCGUGUAUACAGUCAUGUGGAGUUUGAUCGACUUCCCUGCAGCGGUCAUUCCCUUUGGCACCGCGUCCGCGACGCAAGACUCUGAACCACAAAAGGCCAUCGCGGACUUUGUGCCUGAUUACGUCCCCGAAGCUACUGAUGGUGCACCUUGUGCAAUCCAGAUUAUCGCUCCGCGGUUCCGCGAUGAAGAGUGUUUGGAAGCUGUGGGCGUCAUUGACAAGAUUCUCAAUGCUUGA